Messenger RNA from Cryptosporidium muris RN66, 966 nucleotides. RefSeq lists its product as uncharacterized. The record is from RefSeq and is a predicted model, not a curated record. NCBI's taxonomy places the organism in Eukaryota, Apicomplexa, Conoidasida, Eucoccidiorida, Cryptosporidiidae. The coding region runs from base 1 to 966 and encodes 321 amino acids. The transcript has 2 exons.
AUGCCUAGAAAAUAUGUGAAAUCUAAAUAUGAUAAUUUGGAUUGUUUUAUAAUAAAAAAAAAAAAUAAAAUUGAAAGUGAAUCUAUUAAUAACGUUCCAAUAUGCCCAUUAUGUGAAAAUAAAGAAAAAUUCGAUUAUACUAUAAGUGAUUGUUUUGGUAAUCAAGUAGAAGAAAUUACCCAAGUUGAAUGCCCAUAUUGCAAUAAAGAGAGAUUUUAUGGAACAAAUUAUUUAUAUAAAGAUAUUGAAAAGUCAAAUAUAACUACAGUUGCCAGAUUAGUUAAACAAUGGGGUAUUUCUUUAGGUGAUGCAAUAGAAGCUUCUGUUAUAUCACCAACAAGUGAAAUCUCUGCAAUUAAUUAUGCUAAUCAAAUAAAAAGUGAAAGAUAUAAUAAUUUUCUAAUUAACCAAGCACAUGAACAAUCAUUGGAAUCAAAACUUCAUUUAGAAAAACAAAAAUCCAUUACUUUACAACUUAAGAAAAGUAAUUUUAUGAAAAAUGGGAAUCUUAAUAUUCUUCUAGAUUUAUUACUUUUAGAAGAGUCUGAAUUUAUUAAAAUUAGGACAAGCCAUUCAUUUAAAAUCUGGAUAAAUGAUAAUAUACUUAAUAGAAAACUUUUUAUCAAUUUCUUAAAUUUAAGAAAAUUAUCAAUAAAGUGGUAUGAAGUAUCAGCAAAGAAUUAUUUUGAUUAUAGAAUUAAUCAAAUUUUUAAUUAUUUUGAAUAUCAAGAAUACAAUAGUAAACCAAGUUUUUUAGAUAAUCAUGAAAUCAAUAAAUAUAAAUCAGAAACUCUUACAGAAUGGUUUAUUACUGAAAAUAAUGCAAUCGAAGAACAAAUAUAUGGAAUCCCAAAAUACAGUGGAUCAAUCCCAGAAAUAUUUAGAAAUAAUCACGAUUUAAAUCAAAAGGGAAUUUCAUAUUCAGAAUUUAAUCAAUCUAAUAGUGAUGUUGAAGAAAUCAAAUAA